AUGUUUUUUACAGAAAUAAAGCGCGAGUUCGAUGAGAAAAGUAAUGAACCAUGGACUAGUGCUGCUGAAACUGUUUCCAAAGAAGAAAAAGAAAAACCCAAUUUCGAACCUAGUGGAAAAUUGGCUGAAGAUACUAAUACAUAUCGAGGGGUAGUUAUUAAGUAUAAUGAGCCAUCGGAUUCGCAUUUACCAAAACUGCGUUGGCGUCUGUAUCCCUUCAAAGGUGAUGAACCUUUACCGGUACUUUAUAUCCAUCGUCAAUCGGCAUAUCUUAUUGGUCGUGACCGCAGAAUCGCUGAUCUUCCUGUUGAUCAUCCUAGUUGUUCUAAACAGCAUGCUGUUUUUCAGUAUCGUCUCGUAUCAAUAGAUUUACCAGGUGGAGCUGCAGUGAAACGUGUGCGCCCUUAUAUAAUAGAUCUUGGUUCUGCUAAUGGUACAUACUUGAAUAAUGAGCGCAUUGAGCCACAAAGAUUCGUGGAGCUGCGCGAGAAAGAUGUAUUGAAAUUCGGUUUCAGCACUCGAGAAUUUGUAUUACUGAAUGAAAAAUCACAUGAAGUAGAAGAAGCAGAAAGCAUUGAAAAACAAGACCUACCUAAUACUUAG
This is a messenger RNA of Thelazia callipaeda (thelaziosis nematode), 603 nucleotides long. NCBI's taxonomy places the organism in Eukaryota, Metazoa, Nematoda, Chromadorea, Rhabditida, Thelaziidae. The record is from the annotation of a GenBank genome assembly.